Molecule: messenger RNA, 701 nt
Organism: Cebus imitator (Panamanian white-faced capuchin)
Lineage: Eukaryota; Metazoa; Chordata; Mammalia; Primates; Cebidae
Product: 60S ribosomal protein L17-like
Exons: 1
Coding region: 124-588 (154 amino acids)
Biological process (GO): cytoplasmic translation
Cellular component (GO): ribosome; cytosolic large ribosomal subunit
Molecular function (GO): structural constituent of ribosome
Source: RefSeq, a predicted model, not a curated record
UCUUUCCCUAAGCGGCCUGAGGUGAGUGGUUCUCCUGUGUUGCUCCAAGGGCUCAAUCCUCCUGCCAUCACUGCCAUCCUGGCCUCGGGGGCGGCGGCCUCCAGGACCCGGUAAUCUGUGAAAAUGGUUCGCUAUUCACUUGAUCCGGAGAACCCCACAAAGUCAUGCAAAUCAAGAGGUUCCAAUCUUUGUGUUCACUUUAAGAACACACGUGAAACUGCCCAGGCCAUCAAGGGUAUGCAUAUACGAAAAGCCACGAAGUAUCUGAAAGAUGUCACUUUACAGAAACAGUGCGUACCAUUCCGACGUUACAAUGGUGGAGUUGGCAGGUGUGCCCAGGCCAAGCAGUGGGGCUGGACACAAGGCCGGUGGCCCAAAAAGAGUGCUGAAUUUUUGCUGCACAUGCUUAAAAAUGCGGAGAGUAAUGCUGAACUUAAGGGUUUAGAUGUAGAUUCUCUGGUCAUUGAGCACAUCCAAGUGAACAAAGCACCCAAGAUGCGCCGCCGGACCUACAGAGCUCACGGUCGAAUUAACCCGUACAUGAGUUCUCCCUGCCACAUUGAGAUGAUCCUUACUGAAAAGGAAUAGAUUGUUCCUAAACCAGAAGAGGAGGUUGCCCAGAAGCAGAAGAUAUCCCAGAAGAAACUGAAGAAACAAAAACUUAUGGCACGGGAGUAAAUUCAGCCUUAAAAUAAAUGCAA